Molecule: messenger RNA, 1139 nt
Organism: Mangifera indica (mango)
Lineage: Eukaryota; Viridiplantae; Streptophyta; Magnoliopsida; Sapindales; Anacardiaceae
Product: receptor-like cytosolic serine/threonine-protein kinase RBK2
Exons: 5
Coding region: 210-1100 (296 amino acids)
Biological process (GO): protein phosphorylation
Molecular function (GO): ATP binding; protein kinase activity
Source: RefSeq, a predicted model, not a curated record
UUUCUUUUGCAUUAAUAAUUUUAAGUACUGGAAUAUCUAAGCAAUAACGUGGCAUAAAUUCAGAAACCAGUUAACGUUGAAGCGGUUGAGUUACUAGGAAUUCAUGUGCGCCUCUUUUCUCCCUCUCUCUAUAAUUUUGAUUGAGAAAGUAGAUGCUCUGUUUUUGGUGAAGGUGAAAUUUCAAUCUUUUCACCUUAUGAUCUUUGUAUAUGGAGAAGAAGGAGAGCACAAGCUCCCCUGUUGGAGCACUUGAGGAUCACUUCAGGAGUGAAGACUCGGAAUCAUGUUCUUCAAAAGAACCCGCCGCAGAAUCCGAAGCAAAAUCAAAUUCCAAAUCCAAUUCUCGCUGGCAUGGAUUUGCUAAGUUAUUCAGAAGUAAAUCUAAAACACCGAUAGCUUCAUUGUAUCCUCUGAAUGUCCUCAAGCUCUCCAUAAGAAAGAGCAGUAGUAUGAAAGAGGGUAUUGACACUGAUCCAUGCAAUUCAAAGUCGCAGCAGAAGAUUUUCUCUCUGUACGAGCUUCAAACUGCCACCAAUAAUUUCAGUUUUGUAGAAAAUCUGAUUGGAAAAGGGGGUUCUGCUGAAGUUUACAAGGGGCGUUUGCGAGAUGGAGAAUAUGUGGCAAUCAAACGGCUAACACGAGGUACAGCUAAUGAGAUGACAGCAGAUUUUCUAUCAGAGCUUGGGAUUAUGGCUCAUGUCAACCAUCCUAAUACUGCUAAAUUAAUUGGGUAUGGAGUUGAAGGAGGCUUGCACAUUGUUCUUGAAUUGUCUUCAAAUGGAAGCUUAGCUUCUCUACUCUAUGGCGUGAAGGAGAAACUGAAAUGGAGCAUUCGGUAUAAGAUUGCUUUAGGGAUAGCUGAGGGCUUACUAUAUCUUCAUCAAGGUCGUCAAAGGAGAAUCAUCCACAGAGAUAUUAAAGCUGCCAAUAUUUUGCUCACUGAGUACUUUGUACCGCAGAUUUGUUAUUUUGGGCUAGCAAAAUGGUUACCAGGGGAAUGGACUGACCACACAGUAUCCAAAGUUGAAGGCGCAUUUGGGUUGGUAAAGCAACCAUUUUUACCUGCAGUCGUCCAUUCAAAAUCUAUCUUGAAAAAAUAACCAGCAUUGGCCUCUGAUAUAAUUAUUGCAGUUCUCUUA